AUGCAUAAUUAAAAUAUUUCUGAGAUUCACAAUAGAGAAAACUAGUUUGUUUGUGUUGAUCCAGGUUGUCCUGGUAAUGAUUCAAUGCUUUGUCAACAAUGUGUUUCUUCUGAUAAACAUUAAGAAUGCUAGGAAAAAAAUUAAAUAAUACCAUUUGAGAAAUUCAUAUAAGUAACUGCUGGGAUUGCUAAAAAGAAGAUUAAUAAGGAAGAUGUCUCUAUUCUUCACCUAAAAGAAACGAUAGACAAUUUAUAACAGUUUUAUUAAGAAUUCAGAAGGUAAUUUAUUUAUUAAAUUUUAGGGAUGUCUAUUUUCGAAAAGAUUUAUACUUCAAUCUUUAAUAAAAAAUUAAAAAAUUUAAGUAUUAUAAAAAUCCAAAGUACUUGCAAUAGGUCAAACAGAACAGCGCUUUCAGUUCAGACUUUUUUUUCCAGAAUGAUCAUGAGGACAGAUCUGAAAAUCUCUUCAUAAAAUAUAUCGCAGAGAUUGACAAAUCAAUUCAUCAAAUGAAAGAUAUUUUAAACAAGAAAAGAAUUGAAUAGAAGCCUUAACAAUCAAUCAUAAAAUAGAUCAUUAUAAGAUCCAGUAAUUCCAGUCGAGUUCUAAGCUAAAAUGAAAUUGAUAAUGCACAUACAAAAUCUGAAUUUAAAUAACUUAAAGAUGCUGAGAAGAAAAGGGACGUAAUACAAUAGCAAUAAUUAUUAGAAGUAGAAAGAAAUUAAUAAAAAUCUAUUGCUAAAGUAGACUAUCCUUAUAAUAACUAAAUUAUGUCGGAUUAAAAUAAUCAAUAAUAAAUUUAGUAGCCUCGCUCCUCAUCUGAAUCACCAAUUAUUCCUUAAGUCUAAAAUUCUCAAGACCCUGAUAAGCGCUAAUAAAAUAGUAAGUCAAUCAAAUGAACUUCGGAUACCCAUUAUAAAAUCUGGAUUGUAGAUAUGGGUCUUCAGUAAAAUAAUAGCAUUUAAAUUCUGAUCUAGCUUUAGAAUCCUAAAAGAAAAUAGUCUCUCUUAUUAACCCUAUCACUGAGAAUAUGGAUAAUUAAUCAAGUAUUGUGAAAUCCAAACCCAAAUGGAGAAAAUCAUUUGGAAGACUUUUUGGAAAUUCUCCAAUUAACAAAAUUGAAGUUAUUGAUAACAAAUAUUUGAUCUACUAAAGUGAAAAUAAGUUAUUUCUUGUAACUGAAUACAGGUCUAAUUCUAAAGAGAAAAAGAUAGAGAAGAAUUUAUAAUUUGCAAUUUUUGAUUUUGUAAUGAUGAAGGAAUAUCCAAUAUUAAUUUUAGUUCAAACUGAUUAAGGCUUAAUUCUGUUGAAUAGAUCCUUAGAUACAUUGUACACAUAUAAGAAGAUAAUCUAUCAGAAUCACUUAGCUAUUUACAAGAAUUCAAAAGGUUUUGAUAUCUCCACAAAUUUUGUAUGUUAUUUAAAAGAUAUCAAUCAAUUUAUAUAAUGCUAAGUGAUUGAGAAUAGAAUUAUUUAAUAAAAAGAAAAAUAAUUAUCACCAAGUUAAUUAAGCAUCAUAUCAAUGAAAGUGAUCAAUAAUAGCUUAUAUGUUGGGUAUCAUACUGGAAAAGUUAUUAUUUAUGACCUAUAGAAUUGGGUAGAAUAAAAGAAUUUUCAAAUUUAAACAGGCUGUAGAGAUGAUUUUCCAUUGAUAUUUUUUGAGGUGAAGUUUUGUUUAGCCAUUUAGAAAAAUCAAUUGUAUAGAAUAAAUUAUGAUAAAGAAAUAAUUAAAUUGUGUUCUACAAUAGGUAAUAUUAUUUCAUGCGCCUAUUACAUUGAUGAUGAAAAGAAGAAAUAUGAAUUCCAUUUAUUGCAAGAAAAUAAUGUAAUUCAUUAAUAUUAUUUUAGAAAAUCCACCUAUGUUGUUAGAAAAAUGAUGAAUCUUAUAAUAGAGAAAGAUAAUAAUAAAGCAUUUCGUGUGUGAGCUAUUAUUUAGAUUAAAAAUAACCAAAAUUUAUCUACGGGGAAAAUGGCGGAGGAAUAUAGUGCUAUUACUCAUGA
This is a messenger RNA of Paramecium octaurelia, 1998 nucleotides long. NCBI's taxonomy places the organism in Eukaryota, Ciliophora, Oligohymenophorea, Peniculida, Parameciidae. The record is from the annotation of a GenBank genome assembly.